This is a messenger RNA of Elgaria multicarinata webbii, 948 nucleotides long. RefSeq names its product amine sulfotransferase-like. Gene Ontology annotation, cellular component: cytoplasm. Lineage: Eukaryota; Metazoa; Chordata; Lepidosauria; Squamata; Anguidae. Gene Ontology annotation, molecular function: sulfotransferase activity. Gene Ontology annotation, biological process: sulfation. The transcript has 7 exons. The coding region runs from base 59 to 937 and encodes 292 amino acids. The record is from RefSeq and is a predicted model, not a curated record.
GAUACCGUGUGUCCCGGCUUCUCCCCUUAAUAACGAGAAAGGGAAACGUGUGCUAGCAAUGGAGCCAUCUGAGAAAUACAUGAUUGAAUACAAAGGAUUCUAUUUUGCAAGAGAUACGGUUAUACCAGAAUACCUAGAUUCACUGGAGGAUUUUGAAAUCAGAGAUAAUGAUGUAUUUCUGGUGACUUAUCCAAAAUCAGGCACCAUGUGGAGUCAGCAAAUUCUGAGCUUGAUUUAUCAUGAAGGUCAUCGAGAUGGAACUGAAAACUUAACUAUAAUGGACAGAGUUCCAUGGCUGGAACACAAUAUAGACAACACGGAUUAUGUCAACCGUACAUCACCUCGUCUGUUCACCACACACCUGCCCUACCGUUUAGUGCCAAAGGGGUUACGAAAUGGAAGAACCAAGGUUAUUUAUGUGGCCAGAAACCCAAAGGAUGUCUGUGUUUCCUUAUAUCACUAUUCCAAAACCUCAGUCUUAUUAGAAGAAGUAGAAGACUUUAACAUUUUCAUGGAAAGGUUUUUGGCUGGCAAAGUGAUAGGUAGUUCAUGGCUGGACCACAUAGAAGGCUGGUCUGCUCACAGGGAUGACUUCAAUAUUCUGUUCCUUACCUAUGAAGAAAUGAAGAAGGACGUCAGAAACUCCAUCUUAAAGAUAUGCAACUUCCUAGGAAAGAGGCUGACUGACAAGGUGAUUGAUGAUAUUGUGGAUAAGGCUUCAAUGGCUAAUAUGAGAGUGGAUCCCAGAACAAAUCCUGACAUCUUUGUUCCUACCCUCUUCGAUUUAAGUAAAGGCAGCUUUCUUCGCAAAGGCACUAUUGGAGACUGGAAAGACAUGAUGACUGUUGCACAGAGUGAAAGAUUUGACUGUGUUGUUAAGGAGAGGAUGGAAAAGCUGCCCUUCAAGUUCUGCUGGGACAUCAAGGAUGACUUCUAAGUUCAUAUCAU